Messenger RNA from Zalophus californianus (California sea lion), 2748 nucleotides. RefSeq names its product coiled-coil domain containing 122 (gene CCDC122). Lineage: Eukaryota; Metazoa; Chordata; Mammalia; Carnivora; Otariidae. The record is from RefSeq and is a predicted model, not a curated record. The transcript has 7 exons. The coding region runs from base 267 to 1094 and encodes 275 amino acids.
CCCGGGAGGAGCCGAGCGCCGGCCUUCGUAGCCGCCUCAGCAAUUCCGGGUCAGCGCAGCCAGUCGAGGCCGUCCUCCGCCGCCCGGUCGAGACUAGAGAAACAGGAACCAGAGACCUCUGGCAGGAGCCAGCCGGCAUCCUGAAACCUUAAUCUCACUGCCUGGUCAAAGAAGAGAGUAAUACCUAGUCCUAGCAGAUCCUAACACACAAGUAUAUAACAGGCAUAAAGAAGGUGAACAAAAAAGGGAGAAAGAGACAAAGUAGAAUGUCAGGCAACAAAGAAAGGAAGAGUCAAGGAGUUCCUGAAGAAGCUCUGGCUAACCAAGGCACAUCUUCAUUAACUGAUGCUGUAGAACAAGUUGCAAAGCAACAACAAUCACAAACAUCAGAAAUAGAAAAAAACAAAAAAGUUCUGUUCCAUUUGCAGAAUGAACUCCAUAAACUUGAAAAACAAAUAGCAUCUGUCUCUGCAGAAACUAAAGAAACAGAAAGGCAGAUUUAUCAGCAAGAUGCUGCCAUAGAGCAUGCCAAACUUCAGUGUGGGAACCUGGAAACUCAAAUCAAAUCCUUACAUACAGAAAAUGUCAAGCUUAAAUUUGACAUAGAAGCAGCCCAAGAAGACUUUGAGGAACACAUGAUAAGAUAUAAUGAAUAUUAUGCAAAAAUAAAAGAGCAUAAAGAUAGUUUGGGGGAAGUAGAAAGCAAAUGGUCAUUCAUGACUGCACUACAUGAAAAACGAGAUCUUGUUAAAAAACUAAAAACAACAAAAGAGGAACUUAUGCAAAAUCUCCAAAAUCCAGAAGGAAAUCGCAUAAAACAAGUACAGGAAGACAUUACAAAGUUAAAGGAUAAAAUUAUAACUAUAAAAGAAUCUAUCACUGAAAAAACUUGUUUUCUUGAAGAAGAAAAAAAGACACAUGAAAAAUUAAGAAAAGAAAUAGAGGUGCAACAUAAGAGAUAUGGUGCAAUUCUUAAGCGUUUGCAUUGUCAGGUGAACAAGCUUCAGUCAAAUAAAAGACAAUGGCAAUGGAACAUUCACCAACUGGAAAAAACUGCAGCUGAACUAAGAAAACGCAUUGGAAUGAAAGAUUAACAUGGCCAAAGGGCAAUGUAGAACAGACUAUGCCAACAAAAAUGAUAGGACAAAAGGUUCAGAAAAUUCUUUGGGUUCUUAACCAGCAUCCACUAACAGAGGUCUGUUUUAAUAACAGAUACAUUUUCUCUUUUUUUUUUUUAAUCGGUUAAUCUGUUUGCUAAUGUGCCUUCCAAGCCUGCAAUUGAUAGCAGUAGAUAGACAAUAGGAAUGCUUACAGAAGACUAGUGGAAGACUCUGUAUAAAUAUUUCGAGUAUGUAAGAUAUAUUUCUAUUUAUGAAUGCCUAUUUAUAAACGUGUUGCCUUCACUAUCAUAUGAAGUAAAAAUGUAGAAGAAAAGAAACACAAAGUUACAAUGAUUUAAAUUGUUAAGAUAUUUUAAAUGAUUCUGUUUCAAGCUUUUUAUUAAAACUUGCUUUUUUACCACUGUCUUCACGGUAGUCCAUAAAUAAUGACAUUUACAAUAAUGUUGUAUGUUCAGUGCUUCAGGUAUUUUACUUUUUAUCUUAUUCAGAAGGUAACAAUCAUUUUUUCUUUGUUAUUAGAUAACAGUUUUAGAGUGUUGCAAGGCAUAAAAUGUUUUGUUUACUUUUUCUCUUUAAAUUCUUUUGUACUAUUCUGUGAAAAAUUUGAAGUUAUAACAUCAUUAUAAGGUAAAUACCAGCUCUUAAAAAAAAAUGUUAAUGAGUGUAGACUACCGUGUAUUUUUUUCUCACUGAGAGUUGUAUGCUAUUUCCAUGACAACAUUUCAAAAUUUAACUUGUGCAUAUUAAGAUAAAAGUGCUCCUUCUCAUGGCUCCACUGAAUCAAAUUUUUAGGAACAGAAAAAAUAUUAUUGAAGAUAAUGGUUUUUAAAUAUUUACUUUUAGGAUUUAAUGCUUUCAAAACAACAACAUCAAAAAGGUAUCUCAAGUUCAUUUUCUCCUCACCUUUCUUCAUGACUAAGACUAAGUAAGAGGAUAGCUGAUAUAAAACCUGAUAUUAAUAAUCUUGUUAUGUCUAACAUUAAUAAUUCUAUUAUGAAUUAACAUGGCUAUUAUAGCUAACACUUCAAAUGGCUUUGCUGUAACACAAUCAACUUUGGCACAUGACUCAGAAAUGCAGUUACAAAUAAAAAUGGUUAAACGUACAGAUUGUAGAGAGUACCCACUAUGCUCAGCUGAAGACGAGGCUGAAACAUUUUAAGGCUGAUUGUAUAAAAAUAUUUCAAUUUAAUUCACAUAUUUAAAAGGCUAUUUUUAUAACUAUACUUCAUAAAUUUAUUUACAGUUUAUAAAAGAAAAAUUCUAGUUUUCUAAACUCUUUUUAAGUUUAUAAUAGGUUUCAAAAUAUUUGUACCUGAUAGCUAACUCCUUGAGUUAUAUUUGUGAAAGUUAUUUUUCAAUUAAGAUAUAACAAAAAUAGGUUUAAUCUGUUUAAGAUAAUGUGCCUAUUUGAGAAAGUAAUUUUCACUGUAGUGUUCUGAAAUACUCAUGAUAAUAAUACAUGUACCUAUUUAAAAUUUUGUGACAGAAGAAAGUAUUAUUUGAACAAGAACAUUUUUCCUUUCCUUGCUCUUUAUAAUCUUGAAAAUCAUUUCAGAUGAUGGACGCUCUCAGAUUAGCCAAGAAGAACUAAAGCUUGGGGUAUCGUCAAGGCUGAUCAUAUAGUUAG